Messenger RNA from Eucalyptus grandis, 969 nucleotides. RefSeq names its product transcription factor MYB98. The record is from RefSeq and is a predicted model, not a curated record. The coding region runs from base 1 to 969 and encodes 322 amino acids. Gene Ontology annotation, biological process: regulation of DNA-templated transcription. Lineage: Eukaryota; Viridiplantae; Streptophyta; Magnoliopsida; Myrtales; Myrtaceae. The transcript is spliced from 3 exons. Gene Ontology annotation, molecular function: RNA polymerase II cis-regulatory region sequence-specific DNA binding; DNA-binding transcription factor activity, RNA polymerase II-specific. Gene Ontology annotation, cellular component: nucleus.
AUGGAGUUUCAGACAAAGCUCGAUGAAGAUCUUGCCUCCCACCAAGUAUCCCUGUCUGAUACAGAUGGGCAAGGUGUUGUCAUGGACAAUUUCGAAGUUGGAGGGAUCGACACUGCAAGCAAAUACGAUACAAGUCAUAUGUUCUUCGAUUUUCAGCAGAAUGUCGACCCCGUGAAUUUUGUCGCUUCCGGUGAGGUGUCUCGCACUAGUGACGAAUAUGGGUAUUACAAGAAUAAUUUUACGAGCAUGAGCAAGGAGGUGUCGUCUUUGUCAGCGCGAAGGACGUGUGAAGUUUGUAAGAGAUCCCAAGCAUCUAAGGGACAAUGGACAGCUCAAGAGGACUGGGCUUAUUUUCGUUCCACUAUAUCCGAAAAAUUUGUGAUUCCGCAGAAAGAGACAUGGACUGAGGAGGAGGAAAAGAUAAUAAUUCAAGCACACACAGAGAUUGGUAAUAAAUGGUCCGAAAUAGCGAAGAGACUCCCCAACAGGACCCAGAACUCGAUCAAGAAUCACUGGAAUGCCACCAAAAGAAGGCAAUUCACUAAGAGAAAGAGGCGUUCCAAGUAUCCGAGAGCCUCUCCCUUGCAAGAAUACAUUCAGAGCUUGAACUUAAGCGCAUCCAAGAGGUUCCCACUACAAUCUUCUGGCGGUGAUCGUGCCACGGCUGUCAACAACGAUGCAAGCAGGAACAAGUCAGCGUCCUCGAGCGAUGAUCGGUUGGUACAGAACAUUAUCAAGUUCGGUGAGUUACCGGAACAGUUGUUCGAUGAGAAGCUACUUCAAGAGGGUUGCGCGCUCGAUUCGCUUCUCGAGGACUUGCCUUGUCCACCUGAUGCUACUGUCGAAGAUGGUGGUGGUGGUGGUGAAGAGCUUGGGAUGGAAAUGCUCGAUAUGGAUUCAUUGCUGGAGUCUGAAGAGCUAAACGAGGAUCUAGACCUGGUGGAGAUGAUCACCCAAAUUUAUGCUUAA